GAUUAUGUGUAUAAACCAUUUUAACACUGUUUAAACGAGUGAGUUUAUUUUCAAAAGAUAAUACACAACUAAACAAGAAUGAACUGAAUUAGAAUAGAGGCUGAUUUUGCUAAUUUGCGUGAAUAAUUUAAAGGAAAAAUUGAAAUGUUUUCAAGGUAGGAUAUUAAAGCUUAAGCAUAACUUUAAAAAAAAAAACAUAUACCAUUACAUUUACUGAUUUUUCGGACUACUGAUAACCAUCUUCUGGGCUGAAAAGACAAUAUGUUUCGAAAAAUAUCAAAUUUGGAGUUGUUUCGUCGUUUGCGAUUAUAUACUUUAUAAGCUUUUGGCUGCUAACUAUUGGAUAUUUCACACCAAAUUGGUUACUUAUAAAUUUGAAAAGCGGUGCCUAUAACAAUGAAUGGGACAAAACUAAACCUGGUGUGACGCCAAAGUUCUGGCAUUAUGGCAAUUCCUGCAACAGUUUAGGAGUAGUGACGUAUAGCUGUGAUGGCAACAUCUAUAACUGGUUUAAGAAUUAUGAUAUACACAACACAUCUACUAUAUUAGGAAUCUCCUUUAAGCUGAUGACGACUGCAUUUGUUGUUGUGUUCACCAAUGCCAGCUUGCUUAUCACAGCGUUUGUUUUUGACUUGUUCAAAUAUUCGUUAUACAUGUCGUUAUUGUCUAUCUCAUUUGGAGUCUUCUAUCCUGUUGCUGCCAUACUUGUUCUCGUAGCGACUAUUUACGUGGAAGCAUCAUUCAAAUAUGAUACAGGGUUUUCCGCAAUGAUUUGUACUAUUGCAGGCGGUCUAAUGUUAAUAUUUUAUGUCAGUUUAAUAUUCUACGACAGGCAAUACAUAAAAAGAAGUCUGACGUCAUGGCCUAAUGAAAACAAACACAAACACUCGAGCGGAUCAAAGGAAUUAGGAAGGGAUCAUGCAUCUAAACUUGACCAAUCGCUCUUUGAAACAACCUUAAAGAAAACUGGCGUCAAUCCAGUACGUGAAUGGGGUUUGCGUAGACUAUGAUAAAAAGAGAAGAUAAAAAUGUGUAGAGAAAGAACAACAAUAGGAAUAAUGAUCAGAUACCGAAAUGUCUUCUGUUUAACAUAAUGUCUCUGAUAUACAACCAAUGAAUGGACAAUUAAGCAGAUAAACGGCGUCAGGGAGCCAUUGGUAUAUGCUUAAUUAUCGUUUGCUGUGAGACAAGAACACCAAAGUACGGGAUAUAAGAAUGUUGGCUAUAUAUUAUUUAAAGUCUGUUGACAAAACUAGGGAAUUGACGUUUGCAUUCUUUUUUUUCUUCGUAGUAUAUAUUGGUUAAUUUCAUUAUUUGCUAAUGCAUAGUGGAACGUAGAUUUCAAAACAAUUCAUGUUUAAAUUGAAUUUGAUGAUACGGUAGUCUCUUAUAAUUUGUAUAAAAUACCUUUAAUGAAAUUGGACAUGGACUUUAGAAUGAGAAUUUUUUUAUUUCAAGGUCUAAUAUUGCUCUAUUUAAACAUAAUGUGGAGUUAUUGUGUUGUGUGAUUACCAAUAUGAAACAAUAUGGUAUUUUAACUUUUCUGACAAUACCUUAAUGCUAAAAAAUUUCAAUUGCAAUGCUUUUGUUUUGACAAACCUUUGACAAAGUAACAUUUUCUGGAAAUUAAAGAUAAAUAACUCAUCAAUAGUCCAUUAUUUUCAACUGUAGAGUGACUUCCCUUUAAACACGAUGAAG
Molecule: messenger RNA, 1698 nt
Organism: Ruditapes philippinarum (Manila clam)
Lineage: Eukaryota; Metazoa; Mollusca; Bivalvia; Venerida; Veneridae
Exons: 4
Coding region: 567-1010 (147 amino acids)
Source: RefSeq, a predicted model, not a curated record